Emiliania huxleyi CCMP1516 is the source of this 723-nucleotide messenger RNA. RefSeq lists its product as hypothetical. NCBI's taxonomy places the organism in Eukaryota, Haptophyta, Isochrysidales, Noelaerhabdaceae. Bases 1 to 723 code for a protein of 240 amino acids. The record is from RefSeq and is a predicted model, not a curated record. The transcript has a single exon.
AUGGCCUCGCUCAGAGAGGGCGACUUCGUACUACUUGCGUCCACGAACCUCGAAGGGAGGCUGAUUGGCUGCUUCUCUCGCGGCGUGUCUCACUGCGGCGUGAUGCUGCGGCUGCCCGGGCCCGACGGCCGGUUGUGGUUCGUUCACUCGUACCCGGACGCUCCAGAGGGCACCGACUUUUACGUUCCGCCGGGCAUGAGCGCGUUCCGCGCCAAGUUUGAGCUUUCCGCCGGCGGCGUGCGCGCCGUCCCGCUCGACAAGUUCCUCUCCGCGCACGCCAACAUCUACAGCGGUGGCGGCUGCGAGGUGGUGCGGCCGGCGCCACCUUUCGACGAGGCCCAGCUCGAAGCGAUGCGUGCGUUGGUGGCGAUUCACUACGCCAAAGCCUUCGAGACCAACUCGUGGCAGCUUAUCAAUUCGUGCCUCGGCUGCGGCCUCUCCAGCUGGUGCUGCGCGACAAACGACUCAUACUUUUGCUCCGAGCUCGCCGCCGAGAUGUACCAAGCCGCAGGGCGGCUGCCCAAGCUUGAGGCCUCCGCCUACUCGCCGGCAGAGGUGGCAGAGUCCCUGCUCGGAGCCGGCGCAGAGCGCGUCGGUGCCAUUGACGGCUACUCUGCGCCGGGCAACUGUUGCGCGCUGUGCUCGCUCUGCCAGAGCUGCUGUUUUGUCGUCAGCUGCUUCGCCUGCGCCGUCGGACCACGAGGGUCCACCGAGACCGCGUAG